AUGGACUUGGUAUCAGCGGCAAAUAGUGAGAAAUCGGAGAUUCCGCUGAAAUCCACUGUGGUCGAAGUGGAGGCCGUAGAUAUUGCGGAGCAGGUUCACGAGUCGGCCGCGCUCGAGGAAUCCUCCGAGAACGACAGCGAUAGCUCAGAUGACUGCGACACUAGCUCUCGUGGAAGUCAUGAUGGAAGGGCCGUUCAAUUCUUGAAUGACGUUGCUUUACGUGACGGGCUUGUUCCAGACGCCUGUACCCUGGAAGAAGCGAUCGCAUACCGUAACCGUCUACAUGCUAUCGGUACGGUUGCGUUUGUGGAAGAGACCCUCGACCGCGAGACUAUCUCCGCUAAGAAGCUAUGUACGGCGUUUAACAUCGUGCCCCCAAAGUUCUUAGAGGGUGAGCCAGAUGAAGCAUACCACCCUCUCCUUGCCAUCGCGCUCUCGCGGGAAUUUUCCCGACGUCGUAAGCUUGAUCAGUUCAACUCGAUCGAUGACGCAGUUCGAUUGCUACAGGAUUCCAAGAACAUUAUCGUCUUGACUGGCGCUGGUAUCUCCACCAGUCUUGGUAUUCCUGAUUUUCGUUCGAAGGAUACUGGUCUCUACUCAAAGUUGGAGCAUCUGGGACUGAGCGACCCUCAAGAAGUUUUUGAUAUUCAAAUCUUUCGCGAAGACCCUGGCAUUUUCUUUUCCAUUGCCAAAGACAUUCUUCCUACGGAGAACAAAUUCUCGCCAACUCAUGGCUUUAUCAAGCUUCUGCAGGAUAAGGGAAAGUUACUCACAAACUACACCCAGAACAUUGAUAACAUCGAGGCAAAUGCCGGGGUCUUGCCAGAGAAAAUGGUACAGUGCCAUGGAUCCUUUGCGACUGCGACAUGCUAUAAGUGCGGUUUCAAGGUCCCUGGCGAGGCGAUCUUCAGUGAUAUCAAGGGAGGAAAAAUUCCUGAGUGUUCUGCUUGCAAGCAGCGAAUUGCCGAAGGGUCGCUGAAGCCCGUGGACCUGAAACGCAAGCGAAACUCCAACAGCCAGCGGAAGAACCGCAAGGAUAUCUACUAUGAUAUCCAUGAUUCUUCCGAUGAAGAUGAACAGAAUGAUGACAUCCCAACUCCUGGAGUCAUGAAGCCCGAUAUAACCUUCUUUGGCGAGGAUCUUCCAGAUUCGUUUGCCGAACGCUUGAUCCACAAAGAUCGGAACCUGGUAGAUUUGGUCAUUGUCAUUGGCACUUCGCUGAAGGUUGCCCCCGUUGCAGAAGCGCCCGGCAUUCUACCCCGCCACAUCCCACAGAUCUACAUCUCGCGCACUCCUGUGUCGCAUAUUGGCUUUGACAUUGAUCUUUUGGGUGAUUGCGAUGUGAUAGUUUCGGAGCUUUGCCGCCGAGCUGGUUGGGAUUUGCAACACCAUAUGAUACCCGCGGAUGAGAAGGUAGAGAUUACUCUCGAGGAGGGUUACGAGUCACGACAUGUGUUUAAGGCGAUUUAA
Molecule: messenger RNA, 1470 nt
Organism: Penicillium taxi
Lineage: Eukaryota; Fungi; Ascomycota; Eurotiomycetes; Eurotiales; Aspergillaceae
Product: putative histone deacetylase SIR2
Exons: 5
Coding region: 1-1470 (489 amino acids)
Molecular function (GO): NAD+ binding
Source: RefSeq, a predicted model, not a curated record